This is a messenger RNA of Syzygium oleosum, 1362 nucleotides long. RefSeq lists its product as uncharacterized. The transcript is spliced from 8 exons. NCBI's taxonomy places the organism in Eukaryota, Viridiplantae, Streptophyta, Magnoliopsida, Myrtales, Myrtaceae. Bases 92 to 820 code for a protein of 242 amino acids. The record is from RefSeq and is a predicted model, not a curated record. Gene Ontology annotation, cellular component: chloroplast stroma.
UCCAGACCCGGAUAAAAACACACAGGACGCACAGAGACCAGGAGCUUCACUUCAGGGGACUCGCCGGCGCUCCGCUCGGAAAAGGCCGUCGAUGGCCGCUCUCACGAUCGGCAUAGCCGCCGGCACCACCACCUACAUGGCCGGCUCAAGAAGCUUUCCACGACUCCGUCACCGGCCGACAAGAAUCUCCUGCAUCGGAUGGGAUCCGGAAGGCCUCCUCGGGCCGCCCCAGGCCGGCCACAUCGCCCGCCGCGAGUUCCGCCGGCGGCUCGAGAAGGACGCCGAGGCUCGCGAGGCCUUCGAGCAACACGUCCGCGAGGAAAAGGAGCGCCGCCGAGCUGUCCGAGAUUCUCGGGACGCGCCGGACGCGCCGGCGGAGCUGAUCGAGUACUUUCUGGACACCGAGGCUCAGGAAAUCGAGUUCGAGAUCGCCAGGAUGAGGCCACGGUUAAAUGAAGAAUUCUUUGCCCACCUAAAGUUUGAAUUGGGCCAACUUCGAUUUUCUGUUUCAAAAACCGAGGAUAUGGAAGACAGAUUGAUUGAGCUGGAAGCUUUGCAGAAGGCUUUGCUUGAGGGGACAGAAGCCUAUGACAAAAUGCAGGUUGACCUUGUAAAAGCGAAGAACAGCCUAACAAAAAUUUUGACAUCAAAAGAUGUUAAAGCGACUUUACUAGAGAUGGUUGAGCAGAGCGAACUUAACAGAUCAUUAUUGACGGUUCUUGAUGAAAAUAUAGCAAAUGCUCAGAAGGGUAACCAGGAAAAAAUCGCAGCUUACAUGGAAAAAAUACGUGCAGCUGUUCUCAAGUAUAUGACCGUCUAAUCCCUGGUCAUUCCAUGCUAUGAUCUCUUGAUGAUGUUGAGUUCAUUUCUCAGUUCACAGGUAUUCAGUCAUCAUCAAUUUUCUUUCUGAAGUUAUGUAGAUCACACAUAGUUCACUUUUGGAAUAGUCAUUUAUGUGGACGGUAGAAUGAUGAUAUUUUUGCUAAUGAGCCAGUUAGCUUUAGUUGGUAUUUGCCAAUAUUGUCCAAUGACAUGGCAUAUCCUCUCUCAUGCCCUCUGUGGUAAUAUGACACCUCCGGGUAAUAAUCCAUGGUGAAAUCCCUGUCCUGCUGGAGUUGAGGUCUGAAUGGGCAAUUUCCUAGCAAAAAGAGGUAGAAAGUGAAUGUGCAACUAAGUGCCUAAUAGAUACAUUAGGUGCAUAUUGGCACCUCAGUUUUCCCAUGCCUUCUCCUCCUUUCAACUGAAUUCACAAAAUUGGGAACACUGUGUCACCUUAGGGCAUUUGUGUUAUUGUAAAAUUUAGAAAAUCACGUUUGCUACUCUUGCUAGCUGUUAUAAAAAAUGUAUGCAACUUUAUGGCAA